GAUUAAUCAAUAUCAAGGAUUGGCGUACAUCCGUGUCACUUAUCAAAACGCAAGCCCGACGCUUCCGUCGUGUAUCUGACUUAGAAAAGCGAUCUACUCAUGUAGACCGAUUAAGCAAAACCAAGCUUUCUCUUCUUCUGAGAAGACCACCCACAACUCUCACAAGUUUGGUUUUACUUUAUCCCCAAACAAUUAUGGAUAUUGGAAGACGAUGAUACAACCCUUCCCGGUCACAAACAACCUCUUUGGCUAUGUUGAUGGCUCAAUUCCGUGUCCUCUGAUCUUCAUCAUAUCCUCCACUUCUUCUGGUAAGGAAGCUGCUGCUAUGGUUUCAUCAUUGACACCCAACCCUGAUUAUCUAAUCUGGGUAUUAUCUAAUAUGGGUUUCAAUGAUGCUCACGUUCAAAAGUUAAUCCUAUCCACCAUAUCUAAAGCAUCUUUUCAACAUGUUUAUGGUACUACAUCUCAUGAUCUUUGGCUGUCUCUUGAGCGUACAUAUGCUCCUCACACUUCUUCACGUGAAUACAUUCUUAAAACUCAACUUUUGAAGAUUGCAAUGAAGCCUGAUGAGUCCUCCUCUACUUAAGCAUAAGAAUACUCAGGUGCACUAGCCAAUAUUGGCGAACCGGUAAAAGAAAAAGACCUAGUAAUUGUUGUUAUAUCCGACUUGAGGGAAGAAUACAAUGGGCUAAAAUCUACCUUGCCGGCUAGGUAAUUCCCGAUUGCCUUUGUUGAACUCCAUGGUCUUCUAUCAGACGAUGAUUACAUGGUCAAGAAGACAUUCACAGAAGUGUCACCAACCCAAGCCUUCACAGCUGCUACCCUCUCUCGCCAACCUACUCCUUCUCCUGCUGCCGGACAGUCCAUGACACAAACUGAGACACUUUAGGCUGUUCACUAGCUUGCACAACAGCUGGGUCUACAACUUCAACCAAUAAACCCACAACCUGCACAAGCUUAUUACACCAAUCGAUUGGGAAACAACUGAGACCGAAACAAUCGGUCAACAAACAACCGCAAUUGGUGCAGCUUCAACAACUGUCAACAGGGAGGAGGUAAUCGAAAUCAAUUUAGUUGGGCAUCAAAUCAAAAACACUGUUUGUGGUACUUGUAACAGGUGCGAUAUUGGAUAUGUCCCGUCCCAAUGUCCAAAUCGUGACCGCUCACAAACAUCCGCUACUUGGCUUCCGGAUACUAGUUCAAGUAAAUCAUGUCACUCCGGAUCUCUCGAGCUUUGAUCAUUCGGAGGCAUACCAUGGUGAUGACAAUGUUGAUGUUGGCAACGGGCAGUGGCGUAUUCUUGUGCACGAGUAAGAUAGGCGAUUGAAGACUCAUUGCCUUUCAUCUCAAUCUUGAGAAGUUGAGUCUUCAGCGUGUACUCUCUUGAUGAUUUGCUGGGUGCAUAUGCUCCUCUAAUGCAAGCCAAAGUUCUCUAGAUGUCGUAUCAUGAACGUGUUUAAAGGAAGCUUCAGAAAUUGUUGAGAUGAUUACCAUUUUGACAUGUGCAUUGUUGGAGAUCCAAUUGAGAUAACUAGGGUUAUCAUUAGGAGCGGCUUCAGCAGUUGCUUGAAUAAUUUGGGAAAACCUGAAAGUAACCUUUUUAACCAUUAGGGCAGCAAUGCGCUAUAUGGAUGCAGGAGAAUUAUCCUUGAAUCCUAAGUCAACUGCGAAUCCUUUUGAUUUCAUCAAAAAUCCAGAUAAACUUGCAUCCAUGGUUCAUGAUUCAUCUAUACCACAGCAAUCAUCCUUGAAUCCUAUGUCAACUGCCAAUCCCUCUGAUUUCAUGUUAAAUCCAGAUAAACUUGCAUCCAUAGUUCAUAAUUAUGACAUAGAGACCUUGCAAACCCUUGGAGGAGUUGAUGCAAUUGCAGAAAUUGUAGAUGUCUGGAUGCAUGAAGGAGUGGAAUCAAGUGAUUUAUCUAGCAGACAAGAUAUAUAUGGCAUCAACAAGUACAGCAAGAAGCCUUCCAAGAGUUUCUUAAUGUUUGUAUGGGAGGCCAUUCAUGAUCCAACUCUUAUUAUCCUUAUAGUAUGUUCCGUUGUCUUAAUAGGCAUGGGACUUGUAACCAACGGCUGGCUAGAUGGGCUGGGAAUUCUCCUGAUUAUUUUAUUAAUUGUCACCAUUACUGCUGUGAGUGACUACUACAUUCAAUCCUUGCAAUUUAAGGAUGAUGACAGCAAGAAGAAGAAAAAGAUUUCGUUUCAGGUCACUAGAGACGGGUGUACACAAAAGGUAACCGAUUAUGAGUUGGUGGUUGGAGAUGUUGUCCAUUUAUUCAUUGGUGACCAAGUUCCAGCCGACGGGAUAUUCAUAUCAGGAUUCAACUUUUUGAUCGAUAAGUCCAGCUUGACGGGUGAGACUGAUCCUGUCCACAUCAGCGAGAAGAAGCCUUUUCUAUUUGCAGGAACUAUAGUGCAGGAUGGCUCGGCUACAAUGCUUGUCACAGCUGUGGGUGUGAAAACCGAAUGGGGAAAAUUGAUGGAAACAUUAAAUAAAGGAGAAGACAAGAUUACUCGUGUGUUGCAAAUCAAGGUGAAAGAUGUUUCCACAAUCAUUGAAAAAAUUGGAUGGGUGUUUUCCAUAUUGACUUUUUUUGUGUUGACUGUGAGAUUUCUUGUCGGAAAAGCAAUGCGAAAUGAGUUCUCGAGUUGGUCGUCUAAUGAUGCUAUGUCUAUGUUAGGUCAUUUCACCACUGCAGUUACUAUUAUUGUUGCUACUGUGACAAAAGGAAUACCUCUGGCACUUACACUGACCCUUGCCUUUGCAAUGAACAAGUUAAGGAACGUCAAUGCACGUGUAACAAAUCCAUCUGCUUGUGAGGCUAUGUGUUUUUGUACUUGCAUAUGCACAGAUAUGACCGGGACUUUAACAACAAACCGUAUGUUUGUUGAUAAAAUAUUCGUAUCUGGUGAAACAAAAGACGCUAGAGACAGUGGAGGUCAAGUUUUAUCUUUGGGAUUGUCAGACAGUGUGUCAUCUGUGCUCCUGCAAGGUAUAUUUAAAUGUACAGGUUCUGAGGUGGUUGAUGACGAAAGCGGUAAAACUUCUAUUUUGGGCACCCCGACAGAAACAGCAAUAUUACAAUACGGGUUAGAUCUUGGUGGUGAUUUCAAUGCCAUAGAUAGUGAUAUUAGGAUGCUGAAAAUAAAUUCUUUCAAUUCCACCCAGAAGAAAAUGUCUGUCAUUGUUUCUCUUCCUGGGGUUCGGACACGUGCGUUUUGCAAAGGUGCACCGGAAGUAGUGUUAGGAUUAUGUGACAAGAUGAUCGAUGUUGGUGGAGAGAUUGUUCCCAUGUCUGAAGAGAAUAUAAACUUUAUCACGGAUGUUGUCGAUGAAUUCGCAGCCGAUGGUUUGAGAACUCUUUGUUUGGCUUAUUUGGAUGUGGAAGGCAGCUUUGGUUGUAAUGAUGACAUGCCUGAGGGUGGCUAUACAUUAAUUGCGGUAUUUGGAAUCAAAGAUCCACUUAGACCGGGUGUAAAAGAGGCGGUUGAAACCUGUUUAGCUGCUGGAAUUUCCAUCCACAUGGUUACUGGUGAUGAUAUCAGGAGAGCUGAAGUCAUCGCAAAGCAAUGUGGGAUACUCACUGAUGAGGGCUUAGCCAUAGAAGGUUCAGAUUUUCCAAUCAUUCCUAGAUUAGUUCAGGUAAUGGGUAGCUCAUCACCAACAGACAAACAUGAAUUCGUGAAGCGUUUGAAAGACAUGUCCGAAGUUGUUGCAGUUGCAGGCGAAGGCACGAUUCGUGCUCCUGCUUUGCAAGAGUCGGACAUCGGAUUUGCCAUGGGGAUAGCAGGGACAAAGGUCGCGAAAGGACAAGCUGAUGUCAUUCUGAUGGAUGAUGAUUUCGCGACAAUUGUGAAAGUAGCCAAAUGGGGACGCGCCGUAUAUGUUAAUUUUCAAAAGUUUGUACAGUUCCAGUUAACAGUGAAUAUGGUUGCUCUCAUGAUCAACUUAGUUUCCGCAUGCAUCACAGGGACAGCACCACUUACAGCUGUCCAAUUGCUUUGGGUCAACCUGAUCAUGGGCACUUUGAGUGCACUAGCAUUGGCCACCGGGCCACCAAAUGAUGGUUUAAUGAAACGACCUCCUGUUAAGCUUACCGAAAGUUUCAUCACCAAGAUGAUGUGGCGGAAUAUCAUUGGUCAAAGUAUUUACCAAAUGGCUGUCCUGUUUGUUCUCAAUUUUUCCGGGAAGCCAAUCUUGAAUCUCCAUGGGCCGAAUGCGACUGCGAUCCUUAAUACUUUCAUUUUCAACACGUUUGUCUUCUGUCAGGUCUUCAAUGAUAUAAACAGCCGUGAAAUUGAUGAUAUAAAUGUUUUCCGAGGCAUGUUCAGCAGUUGGAUAUUCAUGUGUGUGAUGAUAUUGAUAGUUGUAUGUCAAGUAACCAUAGUCGAGUUUCUUGGGACUUUUGCAAGCACCGUGCCACUAGAUUGGCAACUGUGGGUACUUAGCAUUGUGGUCGGCUUGGUGAGUAUGCUGAUUUCAGUUGUUUUGAAGUGCAUUUCUGCUGUCAAAGAACCAUAUGAUGAUGGCUAUGAGAUCCUCCCUGCUGGCCUAGAAAGUGUUUAAAGGAAACCUCAAGAGUAAAUGCUUAGUCUUCCUUUCUUUCAUUUUCUUAAAAACUAUUACGAAUAUCUCCAAGAACACAAAAUAAAGCUUAUACGUGUAGUCAUUAGCUGUCAUCUCACUGUAUAUAUGCUGUCAUAUUAGUAUUAAUAUUUUCCUGUAAUAGCUCCUCAAUUAGCUCCAUUCCAUGUAUGUAUUAUUGGCUAUAAAAGCCACUGUAAAGAUCAAUAAGUGUGCAACUUCCGUAUCA
Lactuca sativa (garden lettuce) is the source of this 4814-nucleotide messenger RNA. RefSeq names its product calcium-transporting ATPase 4, plasma membrane-type. Gene Ontology annotation, biological process: calcium ion transmembrane transport. Gene Ontology annotation, cellular component: plasma membrane; intracellular membrane-bounded organelle. The record is from RefSeq and is a predicted model, not a curated record. Gene Ontology annotation, molecular function: ATP binding; P-type calcium transporter activity; ATP hydrolysis activity. Lineage: Eukaryota; Viridiplantae; Streptophyta; Magnoliopsida; Asterales; Asteraceae.